AAGUAAGCAAGCUAAUAAAGUUUACUACUUUAGUCUAAUAAUGAAAUUAUACCAAAUUUUAUUCUUGUCGUUAGCCGUUGGGCUCGUAAUCGCCGACUCUUCGUCCUCGAGCUCAAGCGACUCGUCCGACUCGGACUCGGGCUCCGGUCAUAAACACCAUAAGAAGCACAACCAUAAGGGCAAAGACCACGUGGUGUACGUUCCCGUCCAACGCUACGACCCACAACCAGUAGUGGUACGCGUGGAGUUUGACCUGAUCACUUUGUUCAACGACAACCAUCUUGGUGAAUUGGCCGUCAAGUGCCAAGAUCGUUUGUACGAUUUGGGCAACAACUUGCGCUCAUUCUUCACCUACCUUGCCAAUGACCAUGAUAACUUUGACUUCAACAUGAAGGACGACGCUGCUCAAUUGCUGGAAGACCUGCGACAAGGGCUGCAACAUUUUGGCGACAAACUUGGUCAUAAGGGUAGCAAACAAUUUGGGGACAGACUGAAGAGGGUAGAAAACCGUUUGGACAAACUCAGAGACUAUAUGCGCAAAUCGUUUGACGAGAUCACUAAACACGAGCACGAGGGCCAUCACGACUCAAUCUACCGAGAGCACAAACUGGGCGACACCCUGGUCAAACUGAGCGAGAACCUUGGUGAAGCAGUUGGUGUGGAUAACUUGGAUCAAUUCCAACACGUUCUCUAUGACUUCUACCACGACAUCGGCACCGCUUUCGAUCGCGCUCUCGACCGACAGCUGGACUACGUUAGGGCGGGCGCGAGUCGAGUGCCCACGAAAUACACCUAUUUGUUGGACUUUCACAACGAAUGGAACGCAGACUUUGUGGACAUUAUCAACACUUUCAACACUUAUAACUCGGAUGAUGUCGUUUACACCAUUCAGUUCUAAAAUUCCAGCAUGAUCACUUUCUAAAUGUGUCAUGAUUUAAAUAUUGUCAAAAUAAGCAUUAAUAAAUAGCAUUCUUAUUAUUAAAACUUUAA
This is a messenger RNA of Medioppia subpectinata, 990 nucleotides long. The record is from the annotation of a GenBank genome assembly. NCBI's taxonomy places the organism in Eukaryota, Metazoa, Arthropoda, Arachnida, Sarcoptiformes, Oppiidae.